CUUUUUGUUAUGUGCGAAUUCUACAAAUUUUUCGAUAAAACUUAAGUUGAACUAGAAAGAACUACAACAUUCUACACAUUUCUAAAUAGCUUACUGUGACAAAAAAAGUUUCUAUGAAUAAUUAUAAAGUUUUACUAAAAACAGAGAUUUGUAGAAAUUAUUAAUUUUUACGUAGAAAUAUUUUCUUGUAAAAAUACUUUUUUUUUAGAUAUAUGUAUUUAAUUAUUGAAAUGAACAAAGUAUUCUGAUUUUAGUAUUUCGGCAUAGAACUUUGUGGAAUUUUUUCUGUGUCUUUUUUUGUCUCGCAUUCGAAAUUAUUUUAAAAGCUAAUAUACAGCAUGAAGUUAACCGUACGAGACACGACGAGCGUGAACUUCAGAUCGAUCGAGCGGCCGCCAUUUUUUCUUCAGUUUCUACUUGUUCACGUUGUCUUGUCGGAAAUCUGAAGAACUGAUAAAAAAAUGAAUUCGUCAAGUUUCUCAAGGACUGCCCCGCCAUCGACUUCUACUUUAGGCAACAUGUGUGUUUGUUUUUAUUCGUUUCUUGAUAAAAUUCCAUUGUUUUAUAUUGCCAGAUAGCCUCUUAUUCUUUCGAGAAACAGAUUUUGCAAAGCGUCUGUUACAAAUGCCAGCAAAAAUAUAACGGAAUAUGACAGAUUAAACAAGAGAAUCUAUUUAUAAAAUUUUAUGGUAGAUCGAUUAGAAAAAUUAAGCAAAAUCUGCAAUCAUUUAAAUCUCUCUAAAUUUCAAAGAGUGAAAAAUCACUAAAUUACACAACCUCAAUUUUUAUUCUGUAGAAGUAAAUUUUUACUAUUAUUAGAGUGUCACAUUACUCGAAAAAUUGCACAGGCUCAAUUUUAAUUCUUUUAGAAUGACGUUUUACUCUAUGAAAUUUAACGAAUAUUGUGUAACUUCUAACGACAGUUUCAUUACAACAUUGUUGCGCAGGUAAAACACAUGGUACAAACUGCGCAAUAAAAUUAUAACGAGCCUAUUAUUAAGAAUUACAGAAUAGACUUCUUGGGUUGUUUCUCUCUUUUGUCCCGUUGUAAUAUUAAAUGGAAAGUAAUGUAGUUAUUAUGUCUAAUAUUAAUAUCUUACUGCAGACAAGUGCAAUUUGAGUCGAUAUUGGACGAAAGCAGCGAUGAAGAAGCGUUCAACAUAAAUAUCCCAACGUCGCAACUGGGCGUAGCGGUGCAAAAGCAGCAAAGCAAUAGCAUAUUUACCGACAAUUUUACAGAUAGAGAUGAGGCUCGUAUUUUCAAAUUAAUUUCAAAAUAUUUAAAAAAUAUUGCAAUUUUUUUUAUCUGCAUUUUCUCGUUUAAUUAAUAUAGCCUUAGCUUUCCUUUUUGCAAACAAGAUUCAUAAUCGCGUGGAAAAACGUGGAUUUACUUAUAAUCCAACGCCAAGCGCUUUAGACAGCAAAUUUUAUUGCUGUUGUUAAUUGAGAAUCUUAAAAGAGCAUCUUAUCUAUUCAAAUCUUAUUUAAUCCUAAAGUGCUACCCAUAUUUUUCUGACGUUAGUACUGCUCUGUGUGAAAAUUUACCUACAUGAUUAAGAAUUUCUUAAGAAUAUUUUUCAGACUUUUAUUUAUUUUACGCAAUGAUUUAGAAUAAUUGAAUUGAUAUUACUUUAAUGUGAAGAAAGUCUUAUUAAAUAUUAUUUUGAACUAUCAAGAUUUUAUUAACAAAAACUGUAGGUAUUAAACUUGAAUCAGUAUCUGGAUGAAGUUUAAUCGAGAGAGUAGCGCUCCGGGUUAAAUACAAGUCGCACUCUCCUCUUCGCAGAUCAUUUUGGCGAUGAUCUGGUCGAGCAAUCAAUUGGGCGCGGCCUACUACAACAUCCUCACGUCCGAGUUGUUCGUGAUGGACGAUACUUAUGACGACGGUGCUCACUUUAACAUCGCUAGAGCCCUGUACAAGCAGUGUCAGCCGCGCCACGUCAUCACGAUCUCUGGCAUGUCCGACGAGUUCCUCACGGCGCUCGAGACCCUGGUAACGUCGGAAGUGUCGGACGAGGAUCGGCGCGAAUCCUCGGGAUCGAGCGGCGCGGGGCCGUCACAGGUCUCGUUGAGGGUGUUGCGGAAGAGGGAACACGGCUUCGACAGAUGCUAUCACAGGGUACGAUGUCUCAAGCUCCAGCCCGAGCCGGCGAACGCCAACAACGUCGAGAGACUUAUCUUCCUGCAGGGUCUGUUGAACUUCAAGUCGAUCGUUAUGAUCCACGCGCUGGGUCUGCUCUUGAUCUACAUCGACCAGCAUUGGAGCAAUAUCGCGCUCGAUCCUUCCGGCAGGCCUAGCUUCGCGUCUCUGACUAACGUGACGUUACGCGAUAUCGUCAUGAUAGACGAUGACACUUAUGAAGCGCUGAAUAUUGUGCAUACCCGGCAUCAUCCAAGCCUCUUCAAGUGCGGUGACGCGGCAGCGAAGAAGCAAAGUGGCAGCCUGUUCAUCCUCCUCAAUCGCUGUCAAUCACGACCCGGAGCGCAAUUUUUGUGGAAAACGUUGCGGCAUCCCACUCGUAACAUGGGAAUCCUUAACGAAAGAUUCGAAGUCAUUGAAUUCUGCUUGAAUCCGGAUAACCAGAGUAUCGUCGAAAAUCUGACGUCGUGCUUGAAGCACAUUUAUCGUUUGACUAACGUUAUUCUGGAUAAAUAUUCAGCGCAGCAAGCUAAAGUUACUGAUUGGCGACGAUUGCAUAAGACGGUUUCUUCCAUAAUUUAUAUUGCCGACAUAUGCGAGAAGCACCGCGAGAAAGUAAGGCUGUUCCAUAAAAUUGUCGACAGUAUCACGAAAGAAGUACGUUACGUCAAGUAUUUUAUCGAGUACAUAGUGGAUUUGAGUGCGAAGCGAUCUGAGAGAGAUUUCAUCGUACGCGCUAAUGUGGAUUCACACUUGGACAAUCUGCACCACAUAAGAAAUACUUUACCCGAGAAACUGACACAAAUGGGAGAGAAAGAUAUGAAGGAGUAUCUUCCGGUCUCGGUGACGACCUGCAAGAUGGUGUACAUACCAAAUAUCGGGUAUCUCUUGGCGAUAACCGGAUGGAACCCGUCGCCGGCUGACAAUAUCAAUUUGCAAAACCUAGAAUUUAAAUUUGUCAGCAACAACAUACGUUAUUAUAAAAGCCCUAGCGCCAAAGAAUUAGACGAUACUAUAGGUGAUAUAUUGCUGAGGAUAAAUAAGCGGGAGAGUUACAUUAUAUUGAAGCUCGUGAAAUACAUAAAUAAGCACGCUCCAUCAAUCUUCAACGCGAUCCAGUUGUGCGCCGAAUUAGACACAUUGCUGGCGUUUCACGUGGUUGCACGAGAACACAAUUAUGUAAAACCCAAUGUGGUGGACCGGCAGAUCAUAGCGGUGGAGCAGGGUCGACAUCCUUUGCAGGAGUUUCUAACAACUUUUGUCCCCAAUGACACCUAUUCCGGAGACGGAAAGAGUCUUGUGAAAAUCCUGACCGGCCCGAACGCCUCCGGCAAGAGCACUUAUCUCAAGCAAGUUGCGCUGAUCGUGUUCAUGGCUCACAUCGGCUGCUUCGUGCCGGCCAAAUCGGCCACCAUAGGAAUAGUGACUCACAUCUUGACUCAGAUCACGUCGGUAGACAGCAUCGCUCUAAAUACGAGCAUGUUCCUGCAAGAUAUGCGGCAGAUAAACUCCGCUCUUUACUCGUCUACAUCAAAUUCCAUCGUUAUUUUGGACGAGUUUGGAAAUGGAACGUCCGAGGUAAGUGGCUUAUCACUGCUCGCAGCCGUAUUGAACAAUUUCGUCGAACGGGGGCCCAAUUGUCCGCACAUAUUCGUGGCUACUCACAUGCAUCGGGUGAUGAACAUGUUGCCACAAAAUCCGAUAAUCGAGGAGCAGACUUUCGAGUUUAUUACAAAUGAAGACGGCUCCGUGGCGUAUCUUUAUAGUUUAACUAGCGGACGCGUGGGACGCAGCUUCGCCCAUGCGGCUGCACGAAGUGCAGGUUUGGACGAAAAGAUUGUCAAACGAGCGUUAGAGGUAUACGAAAAAUUUAAGGCCGGCGAGUUACCUUUACGAUUACCGGAAGCUAAAGGCCAAAACAUGGCGGUGGACAUUAUCGAACAAUUACUGCAGUCAAAGAAUUUCAAUCUGGAAGAGUUGAAGACAUUGGUCUAUCAAGCCACGGAAACGCCAAUUGCAAGGAUAAACGAGAAAAAUUGAAACGAAAUAAAGGAAAAGACUUUCGUACUUUUUUAUUGAGUCUAAUUACGAAAUCACAAGCUGUUGAAAUAUAAGAAGAGAUAUAUUGGAGCGAAAGAAGAAACAAAAAACAUUUCGCAAAAUUUCAAUAUAUUUUAUUAAUAUUUAAUUAGUAAAAUAACUAGUAUAUUAUAUCAUUAUCAAAACAUUUAAUAACUGAAAGGAUUUAAUUUUUCGCAAAAAGUGCAGAAAUAAAUUAACGUAACUGAAUUCUACCUUCAAUAUUUUCAGUUAAAUUCAGAUCAAGAAAACAAAUGUUUCUAAUUUUUAGAACUAAAAAAUCAAAAUUUAACUGUAAGUUAAUUUGCAUUAAUUAAUAGAAAUAAAUAAA
Solenopsis invicta (red fire ant) is the source of this 4550-nucleotide messenger RNA. Its product is annotated as mutS protein homolog 5. The record is from RefSeq and is a predicted model, not a curated record. The transcript has 11 exons. Bases 1799 to 4180 code for a protein of 793 amino acids. Gene Ontology annotation, cellular component: nucleus. Gene Ontology annotation, molecular function: mismatched DNA binding; ATP-dependent DNA damage sensor activity; ATP binding. Gene Ontology annotation, biological process: mismatch repair; chiasma assembly. NCBI's taxonomy places the organism in Eukaryota, Metazoa, Arthropoda, Insecta, Hymenoptera, Formicidae.